Molecule: messenger RNA, 1173 nt
Organism: Phytophthora sojae
Lineage: Eukaryota; Oomycota; Peronosporomycetes; Peronosporales; Peronosporaceae
Exons: 1
Coding region: 1-1173 (390 amino acids)
Molecular function (GO): 5'-3' exonuclease activity; DNA binding; 5'-flap endonuclease activity
Source: RefSeq, a predicted model, not a curated record
AUGGGAAUUAAGGGGUUGAUGAAGCUGCUGCAGGAGGAGGCUCCGUCCUGCAUCAAGGAGGUGGAGAAGAUGUCGGCGCUGGCGGGCCACGCCGUGGCCAUCGACGCCAGUAUGGCGCUGUACCAGUUCCUCAUCGCCAUCCGAUCGGCGGACGGCGGCGGUCCCUCCCAGGCCCUGACCAACGCCGACGGAGAGGUGACGUCGCACCUGCAGGGCAUGUUCAGCCGCACCAUCCGCAUGAUGGAAAACGGCCUCAAGCCCGUGUACGUGUUCGACGGCAAGCCGCCCGUCAUGAAGAGUGGCGAGCUGGCCAAGCGCAGCGACCGCCGCCAGGAGGCCCAGAAGGCGCUCGAGGAGGCCACGGAGAAGGGCAACGCCGAGGACAUCGACCGCUUCAACAAGCGCCUGGUGCGCGCCACACCGCAGCACAACGAGGACUGCAAGGAGCUGCUGAGGCUCAUGGGCGUGCCCCACAUCACGGCUCCGUGCGAGGCUGAGGCUUCGUGCGCGGAGCUCGCCAAGGGCGGACGUGUCUACGCCGCUGGCACGGAAGAUAUGGACGCCCUGACGUUCGGAGUGCCCGUGUUGUACCGUCGUUUGACGGUGUCGCCCGCCAAGAAGAUCCCUAUUCUGGAGAUUCGGCUGGAGCGCGCCCUGCAGGAGCUGGAGCUCACGCAGGAGCAGUUCGUGGACUUGUGCAUCCUCUGCGGCUGCGACUACUGCGACUCGAUCCGCGGCGUGGGGCCGAAGAAGGCCUUUGCCGGUAUCAAGGAGCACAAGAACAUUGAGAACUUCCUGGAGGCCCUGCAGAAGAACAAGAGCAAGGGUGUCGUCAUUCCUGACGAGUGGCUCGGGGAGAACCCCAUCUACAAGAGCGCGCGCGAGAUGUUCAUCAAGCCCGAGGUUGUCAAUGCGAAGGAGGCGGAACUCAAGUGGCGCGACCCGCAGGAGACGGAGCUGCUGGACUUCCUGUGCAAGAAGCACGGCUUCCAGGAGGACCGCGUGCUCUCGGCCAUCACGAGGCUGAAAAAGUCCAAGAGCACGCAGUCCCAGAAGCGACUCGACAGCUUCUUCACGGUGCUGCCGAGCGCUGGAGGUAGUGCUAAGAAGCGCAAGGCGCCCGUAGCUAAGGGCGGCAAGAAGGCCGCCACGACGAAGAAGGGCAAGAAAUAA